This is a messenger RNA of Didymodactylos carnosus, 468 nucleotides long. The record is from the annotation of a GenBank genome assembly. Lineage: Eukaryota; Metazoa; Rotifera; Eurotatoria; Philodinida; Philodinidae.
AUGAAGAUAUCUCGUAGGGAGCUCCGAGUGCUUCUGCUUCAUGAAUUCCGUUUGGGUCGCAAAGCAACGGAAGCAACAAGCAACAUAUAUGGCACGAUGGGCAAGGAUGUACUCUCCAUCCGUGCAACGCAACAUUGGUUCAACCGAUUCAAGAAUGGUAACUUCGAACUCGACGAUUUACCUCGUUCCGGAAGACCACUAGAGGUGGAUACGGAUGUCUUAAAGCAGCUUAUCAAAGAAGAUCCUAGAUUGACUACACGGUGUUUAGCAGAGCGGCGUGGGUAUUCUCAUACUGCAGUAGAAAAGCAUCUGAGCGAAUUAGGCAAGACGUCGAAAUAUGGAGUUUGGAUACCACAUGAUUUGUCACCACAUCAGUUCCAACACAGGGUUGACGCAUGUAUGGAAUUAAUGACAUCUCACCGCAACUACCAAUGGCUCCGUAAUCUUAUUACCGGCGAUGAAAAGUGA